Molecule: messenger RNA, 4030 nt
Organism: Cryptomeria japonica (Japanese cedar)
Lineage: Eukaryota; Viridiplantae; Streptophyta; Pinopsida; Cupressales; Cupressaceae
Product: protein KINESIN LIGHT CHAIN-RELATED 1
Exons: 2
Coding region: 552-3095 (847 amino acids)
Molecular function (GO): protein binding
Source: RefSeq, a predicted model, not a curated record
CCAGGCAAGCCUGGGAACCAAUAAAAGGGGAUGGAAAAUCUGACGGUGGAAGUGGAUUUCCAGAAAGCACAGAUGCAUACAAUUUAACAGAACAAGGAGAUGUGUAGGCAUGGUAGUUGAUUGUGGGGGGCCUUUCAAGUUUUGUUUUUGGCCAGACUACAAUUUGCCAGCGUAAAACUUGGAUACCCAUAUCACGGUUUUGCGAUGCGUUUUCGGCCAGUUCCGCAAUAGGGGAACCUUUUAGGCCUCCAUAUUUAUCGGUUGUUUUGACUACCUGUGCAUUGUGGAUUUUAGAAGUGGAUUGCCCAAUUGGUUGGAAGUCUGUUGUUUUUAGAAUUUUAGUAUUAUCUACCCACUGGCCCAUCUGGGUAGUUGUUGUUGCCAUUUCAUCACAAUAAGACUUCAUCCCUACUUCUCCCUCCCACAAGCUCAGCUAUCAUAAAGCACGGAAUUCUUCUGGGUGUUGUACGAAGUUGUGUGUUUAAGGGCAAGAGAUCUGAGUAUUCCAAUACCCAAGUGGUGAUUUUGGGCUUUUUAGGUUUUACUGAGAGAUGCCAGGAUUGGUAUCAGGAGAUGCCAUGGAGGAGCAGGGGAAUCAGAACCAUAAUCAGAGUCGUACCCCGCAAGCUGAUCCCUUGACUCCGGGACUGAAGAACAUGAAAUCCGAGUCUGAGAUUGAUUCAUUGAAUCCCACGGACCACAACAGUCCACAGCAGCAUCACAAUUCAGUCAAUAACGAUAAUAAGCCUGAGAAUGGAGGUUCUGGGAAUGAGAAUGUGUCUGCUAGUAUAGAAGAGCUGUAUGAAAAUGUUUGCCAAAUGAAGAGCUCGGGGGAUCAAUCGCCUUCUAGACCGAGUUCUUCUGAAGAAUCUGAGGUUGAGGAUUUGAGAAUUGAAUCUGAACUGCAGGAGCUGGCUGGAGGAGAAAAGCCUUCAUCUUCUUCAUCUGGUGCUGCUGCAGAGAAGCAACCCAUCAAGGAGGGGAAACUCGUCAAGGAAGCAAAGACUACUACUCCCCAUAAAGUUGUCAGCAAUGGAGCUGCUGCUGCCAAGGCUGCAGGUAAGGAAAUCCAACCUGAAACUAAGAAAACUGGUAGUGCUGAGAAGAAUAAGGUUAUUCCUGACAGACCCAUUAAGCCUGUUUCUUCAAUCCAAACCAAGAAGCCGCCAACUAAAUUGGUAAUCAGCUCAGAUGUUUCAGUCAAGGCCAGGACUAGCCCUACCAAGGCUAGAGCUAGUCCUAGUAAGGCCAUUACCAGAAAUAAUGCCCUUAGUACCCCUACCAAAGCCACCCCUAAGCAGCAGCUCUCCAAGAGCACCCCGGAUGAGAAUUCCAAGCAGCAGCAAUCCAAGAGCCCUCAAGAUGAGAAUUCUGAUAGAAAUCCAAACCCCAUCAAUGAGGAGACUGCAUCUUUGGUAGGGGUGACCCCAAAGAAGCUCUUCGAAAGCCCAGAUAAGCCUCCCAGGAGGCUGAGUUCUAGUCCCAUGAGGAAGAAGAGGUCCUUGCCUGUUGUAGUUAGCAAAGCCAGCAAGGAAGCAGACGAGACAUUGGAAUUAGGCCUUGACAACCCAGAUCUUGGACCAUUCCUGCUUAAACUCGCAAGGAGUAUGAUUGCAUCCGGGGACAAUCCUUACAAGGCACUGGAAUGUGCUGUAAGGGCAUCCAAAUCAUUUGAGAAGUGUGCCGAUGGCAAACCCAGUUUAGAAUUGGUAAUGAGUUUGCAUAUUCUGGCAGCAAUUCAUUGCAGUUUGGGGCAGUACGAGGAAGCAAUUCCGGUACUCGAGCGGUCCAUCGAAGUUCCUGCCUUGGAGGAAGGGCCAGAGCACGCACUUGCAGCAUUUGCAGGACAUAUGCAGCUAGGUGACACCCAUGCUAUGCUGGGCCAGCUUGAGAAUUCUAUAGAAUGUUAUAAAUCUGGCUUGGAAAUUCAGAAACAGAUCCUUGGAGAAAUGGAUCCCAGGGUUGGAGAGACUUGUCGAUAUUUGGCAGAAGCCUAUGUACAGGCAAUGCAGUUCGAUGAGGCCGAGAAGCUUUGCCAACAUGCUCUUGAUAUACAUAAAGAGCACAGCACCCCUGCCUCUCUUGAAGAAGCAGCUGAUAGGAGACUAAUGGCAUUGAUUUGUGAUGGAAAAGGGGACUUUGAGGGUGCCCUGGAACAUUUGGUCUUAGCAAGCAUGGCAAUGAUUUCAAAUGGUCAAGAAACGGAGGUAGCUUCAGUGGAUUGCAGUAUCGGAGAUACUUACCUGUCCUUGGGACGAUACGAUGAAGCUGUAUUUGCAUAUCAGAAGUCUCUCACCGUUUUUAAAUCUACAAAAGGUGAGAACCAUCCUUCAGUUGCUGCAGUUUUUGUCCGCCUUGCAGAUCUGUACUACAAGACAGGAAAACUGAGGGAAUCCAAAACAUACUGUGAGAACGCUCUCAGGAUUUAUAAUAAACCCAUUGCAGGGCAUCCUCCCGAGGAUAUAGCAAGUGGAUUAACAGAAGUAUCUGCAAUAUAUGAAGCUACUGAUGAGCCUGAUCAAGCGCUUCGGCUUCUCCAAAAGGCUCACAAGCUUUUGGAUGAUGCUCCUGGUCAACAGAGCUCAGUAGCAGGCAUUGAAGCACAGAUUGGAGUGAUUUAUUAUGUUUUAGGGAAGUAUGCUGAGUCAUACGCUUCUUUCAAAAAUGCAGUGGCAAAACUGCGGGCAAGUGGUGAGAAAAAAUCUGCCUUUUUUGGUAUUGUCCUGAAUCAGAUGGGAUUGGCAUGUGUGCAACGGUAUGCCAUAAAUGAAGCUGCAGAUUUGUUUGAAGAAGCCAGGAGUAUAUUGGAAGAAGUAUGCAGUACCUAUCAUCCAGAUACACUUGCAGUUUAUAGCAAUUUGGCUGGUACAUAUGAUGCAAUGGGCAGGUUAGAAGACGCGAUUGCAAUUUUGGAGUACAUAGUUCAAAUCAGAGAGGAGAAACUUGGUACAGCAAAUCCAGAUGUGGAUGAUGAGAAGAAAAGACUGGCUGAGCUCUUGAAAGAAGCCGGCCGAGCACGAAGCAGAAAGGCCAAAUCACUUGAAACUCUACUUCAGUCAAAUUCUCAAAAGAAGAAAAAGGAGAAAGUGAAGUGAUUAAAAUGGUAGAUGUCGAUAGUUUCUUAUAAGAUUACAGACUGAGUUGGAGCUAGCACAGAGCAGAACAGGUCAGUCUGGUAGGACAGGUCAGUCUACAUUGUUAUGUUGAAAUUCCUUGAACUCAAGAAGAGUACAUUAGCAACAUUAACUCUGUUCUUAGAUGUCUGCUUGCACUAUAUUAUCUACAACUCGAAGGACUAAGUUGAUUUGGCGUGCUGUGGUAUACCAAGGAAUCUCCUAAUCAAGAGUUUGCAAUGUCUGAAGAUGAUUUCUGAGAUUUCUGCUAGUAUACUGGGCUGGUAAAUGAUUCCCUUUUAAGAGUUCACUGUGGAUCGCAUGUUGCUAACCAUUAUUCUGUAAAAUAUGUAAAGGUCAGGAGAUAACACAGAGAUGAUUUAUUUCUGUUUGUUGUGAAAGUUGUGUGUUUGCAUCUGGAUGCCGGCAGUGACAAAUGAGAAAUGAAAGCUUUUGAUUGGUGCGGAUAUCGAAUUGUUCUAGGGCCUGUCAACUGCUUGUUUGCCCCCAUUCUACAAUUUAUGGAUUCAUUUGAAGUUCUGUAGGUAUAAAAAAGUAAUAACUGGCACUGGAUCUCUCUGCUUAUUCUACUUUUCUGAGGCACAUUGGAAACCCAUUUGAGAGACCUUAGCUUGAACAAUUGGAAUUUGCAAGGUAUCAGGAGCUCAUUUAGUAUUUAGCCUUGUUCCAAUGAGCAUGUGCAGGACUCAGAGCAAUUGUAUGCCACUUGCAAUAAUCUGUAACCGUAAAAAUAUUUUCUUAUUUUAUGUUGCAUUCCUUUCAGCAAUCAUUCAUCAGAUUCAUGUGGAUCCUCAUUCUCAUUGUUGGCAUUGGUAUGGACUCAUAAAACCUGUUUCAGAAACAGGAUCAUUGUAUUGCAACAGUAUAUUUAAUUGUGGCCUCUUUGUUUAUCGUCA